Molecule: messenger RNA, 1261 nt
Organism: Perca fluviatilis (European perch)
Lineage: Eukaryota; Metazoa; Chordata; Actinopteri; Perciformes; Percidae
Gene: ncbp2as2
Product: protein NCBP2AS2
Exons: 2
Coding region: 262-567 (101 amino acids)
Source: RefSeq, a predicted model, not a curated record
ACCGUUUGCCACAACGUUGAAGUUAGCUUCUUAUUCGUAGAUUCCGAGUUGUGGAUUCGUGCGUCGAGCGAAGGAUAAUGUUAAGUGGAGACCUAAAGGAAUCGCAUCUAAACCAACUUCAGCCUCACUCCACAGUAUGUUAUGUCAUGUAAUGCAACCUAAUGGUCGGUUCAGCUGAGGGCAGAAAUACGGGACAGCUGUGCUAGCUAACUGGCUAUCGUCAAGCUAACGUGUCAAGGAUUUUUGGAAACACUCGACAACAUGCUCGCUCGUAUGUUAUUUAACCUCCUGAACAACCUCCAUGUCGUUGAGAAGUUGGCAGAGUCUCGACCGAUUCGCAGGGCGGCCCAGAUAACAGCCUACGCCAUCACCAAAGCUCAGAUAGCCGGCAGGGAUGCCUCUGAGCGGGUCAUGCGGUCCCAGACGCUGCGGCAGGUCCGGGACGAGGCCGGCAGAGUCCCUGGUGACCUGGGAGAGAUGGGCAGCCGCCUCAGGCGAGUCAGAGAAACAUUUGUGAAAGAAGUGAAGGAGGGAUUAAAGGACGGAUCCAGACAGAUCAAGAAAUAAAAGAGGACAGGCUGGCUGUAGGAUGUUACAGUGACCGGUAAUACACGGAUAGCACCUGGGUGGCCGGUUAUUUAUAAGAUGACAACAUGUUUUUGUAAUUUAUUGAACGGCACAAUCUGUCUCAGUAAUGCACGACAACAGUUUGAUGGUUAACUGCAACAUGUUGGACGCUGACCAAGUUCACAAUCAAGAAAUCAGGAAUGCUGGUUGUUAAGGUCCACACUGACCUGCAAUAUAUGGCCAGAUAUUUUAUGAUAAACUGUGGCUAAACAAAAUAAAUUCACUUCAUUCACAUUUCUGAGAAUCCAUGGAAAUCUGAAGUGUUUAUUGCAUCUUUCAUGUCCCUGUGGAAAAGUAGGAAUGGUCUUGGAAAGUGAGGUGGAAGUUUGGAUUAGUGUGCACUUAAAAAAAAAAAUUAAAUUCAUGAUUCAAAGUAAUUUAAAUAUAAACAGAGCCCUUGAACUACCUUUUAUCGAUGACCUUUUCACAUUAAUGUGCGAUACAUAACCACAUACUACUGGUAGUUCAACCAUGUCCUGUUUAUCCAUUUCCCUCCACCCAUGUGCACCAUGACACCAAUCCUGCCGAAAAGGUAAAUAAUUUUGUUGGCAAAUAUGUGAUGAUAUAUAUAUAUAUAUAUACUAUGAAUUUUGUUGUGACUGUGUAAAUAAACACAACAGAACUUUGACUGCUA